Molecule: messenger RNA, 4408 nt
Organism: Odontomachus brunneus
Lineage: Eukaryota; Metazoa; Arthropoda; Insecta; Hymenoptera; Formicidae
Gene: CycB3
Product: G2/mitotic-specific cyclin-B3
Exons: 8
Coding region: 499-2034 (511 amino acids)
Biological process (GO): regulation of cyclin-dependent protein serine/threonine kinase activity; mitotic cell cycle phase transition
Cellular component (GO): cyclin-dependent protein kinase holoenzyme complex; cytoplasm; centrosome
Molecular function (GO): cyclin-dependent protein serine/threonine kinase regulator activity
Source: RefSeq, a predicted model, not a curated record
UAACUGUGAAUUUUGAACGACGUCAACUGGCAUUCGCUUCAGUUUAUGCCGAAACGGAUGAUGCAGUUGUUAUGUCUGAAUGUGUGAUCGAACCUGGCUAAUGUGGAGCAUACGUGAGUUGAGAUUUCCUUAGCUGAACAGCCUCCCACACAGCACGAGGAGAUACUUUCGCAUAGCACAGCUCGAAGGGAUUCCCGAGACAACGAGGUAAUCUGUUGGAUGAAUUGGAAACGGCCAGUCCCACUGGAGCGCAGAACUUCACUAGAGAACUCCCGCGUUUUUCUUCGUGCAACGAAGUUCGUGUAAAGAUGCUAGCUUUUCACGUCGCUGAAAAUACAAGAUGAUAGUGAGGAUUGGUCACAGGAAUUAGCACAGAUUCGCACACAAGCUGACAGUUUGUCUUUCAACUGCCAAUUCUUCGUUUUGGCGACGAGGUUGACAAUUUUCCUGGGAUCAGACGAACAAUAACAGGUAUUGGAGUUACAUCAUACACAAAAAAUGGCACCUCCAAAAGUAAUGUUAAAGCAAAAUAGAGCACAGAAUAAUACUGUCACAAUUUUGAAAAGAGGAAUGACAACAAGAAGUCAGAAUCAGAAUCCUACAUUGAAUGUGUUGAACAAACCGAAUAUAGUAGUUAGAGAAACUCGUGGUAAACGAAAAGCGGAAGCUUCGCCAUCCAGAGACAAAAUGGCAAAAAGAACUGCCUUUGCUAAUAUUACUAAUGCUAUUGGAAAGACAUUGGGAGAACACAAUCGUGUUAACAAUCUAAUAAAUAAGGCAGUACCUCUUUCCAAAGUAGUCACAGAACAUAAUACAGAAAAACGCGUGGCAAAAGCUACUAUUAUAUUAAAAUCAAAACCAGCAUCUCGUGUCAAGCCUAGUGUUAAGAAAGGUGAAGAAAAGAAAGAAAAUGAGAAUAAUGCGGAUAUCUUCCCAAAAAGUGUAAAUAUCAGAUCAAGUUUAGACUCAGAGAAGUCAGAAAACUCCUUGUAUGUCAGUGCAUUGGAAGAUGUGACGGAAAGUGUAAAGAAUGGCUUUAAAUUUAUCAGUAAAUCAAUUAAAAAAAACCAGGUAAAUACGUGCGAAAAGGCAAUAGAAGGCAAGAAAAUCAUAGAGGUUGUAAAAAUUGAACCCAUAAUCGAAAGUAAAGAAGAGAAGGAAAACAUAUUGACAGGCGUCACCUUGUUAAAUGCCAUUCCCGACAUAAAACUGCCCGAAGGUGUGCUGUGGGAUUUUGAUGCUGAAAAUUGGCUAGAUCAUUUGCAAGUGUCGACGUACGCGGCAGACAUUUUCCAAUAUUUAAAAGGACGGGAAAGUUUAUUUGUCAUUGCGGACUACAUGGAAAGACAAGUGUGUCUUUCGCGGUGGAUGCGUGCUAUGUUGGUUGACUGGAUGGUCGAGGUGCAAGAGUCGUUCGAGCUUAAUCAUGAGACCUUGUAUUUGGCUGUAAAACUGGUCGAUCUGUACCUGACAAAAGUGACAGUUAGCAAGGAAACACUGCAAUUGUUGGGUGCCGCGAGUUUGUUCAUAGCGAGUAAAUACGACGAAAGAAUACCACCGAUAAUAAAUGAUUUUUUGUAUAUAUGUGAUGGUGCUUACGAGAAAAAGGAGCUCAUUAGGAUGGAGAUGAAUAUUUUGAAAAUAAUAAAUUUUGACUUGGGAGUACCUCUCUCUUACAGAUUCCUCCGACGUUACGCUAGGUGUGCCAAAGUAUCAAUGCCCACAUUAACUUUGGCCCGAUUCAUAUUGGAGUACUCGCUGAUGGAUUAUACGUUAAUAACGAUUAGUGACAGCAAGAUAGCUGCAGCCGCACUCUUAGUAGCGUUACAGACGAAAGAUCUAGGAGGAUGGACUCCAACGUUAGAGUAUUACAGUGGUUAUAUGUUAGACGACAUAAGGGAUAUUUGUAUUACUUUGAAUGAAGGCAUGCAUAAGAAGCAUAAAGAAGCUUUAGUGACCGUGCGCAACAAAUACAGUCAUAAGAUCUUCUUUGAAGUAGCAAAACUACCCUUAAAAGAAAAAUUGGAUUUAUAGAUAAUGCUUAAGUUAGUAUAAUAAAUGUAUACAGACAUAUGAUUCUGAUAUCUUUAUGUUCAUUGAUUCAAAAUAUUAAUAGAAAGCCAUACCAACUAUUGUUGGUUGAUUUUAACCUUUAGACUGCGAACGGUACACGUGUGUGCCUUGAAAAAAGUAUUCGCUGUGCGCGGAUAGUGCCUGAAAACAUUUGAUGCUCAAUUUUUAUUGCAUGUAGAUAGCGUCCGAUGUCAGCUGAAAUAACGCUAACUGCAUAUAGAAGCGAAGCUCCGCACACAACGAUUGACUUACUGCCAAGCAACUCGCAGUCUAAGGGUUAAUGAAAAUUAUAUCUAGUUAUAUAGUUUAUAGUUUUUAGCGUGCCAAUAAGGAUAUUAAAUCGUAUUAUACGUAGGACCCAAAUGACUAUGUGACAAAUCUCGGAUGAGUCUGAUUGAUCGCGAAGUCUCAAAGAGCCUCGCAGUUGCAUUUACAUUUUUCUAUUGUCUGAGCAUUUUACCUUUUUUAUUUAUAUAUAACAAUAAUAUCUAUGUCGUUUUACAAUCGCAGUAUUUGUAAGCUAAUUUAUCUUCAUUCCUUUUUUCUUUGUUAAAAUUUAUUUUAGCGCCACGCCUUUACACUUCACGAGAUAAAUCCCAAACUUUAUUCUGGGAUUUCUUUUGUGACACAGUUAAUGUAUAAUGUUUACCACGACCAAUAAUAUUUCUAUGAAGUUAAAAAAAUGUGUGCUAUCGAUUGCCGAUUACAUUGGUAAAGUAAACAUGAUUAUGCGCGAAUGAAUGACCAAGCAGUAAUUUAUAUUCGAAAUACUGUAUAGAGAGGCGCAUUGUUAUGUGUAUCGUUGUUGUACUUUAUAUAUUAUACAGAUAAUCGAAACUUAUACCAUAAAUUUGCACAAUAUGUAGUCGUUACAUGCGCGUAUGAUGAGUCCUGAUCUUUAUGAAGUACGAUAUCGUCGACUGUUUGAUUCAAUCGAAAAGACACUGUGCCUUGUGUGACGUUAAAAGAUAAAUAUAUUCAGUAAGCUAAUUUAGCUACAUUAUUACAAUUUUACCAGAGACGAUCUGAGCUAUUUUUUUGUACUUAGAGAAAUAUACAUAUAUUUAUAAAAUAUUCUUUCUAUAUUGAAAAGAAGAUGUUAAUUGACUGGUUUGUACGACUCUGCUCGAAACGACAAAUAUUCCUAGUUUUAAAUUAUAACAGUGGUUUACACAAGGUGUAACUAAAAACAUAGGCAUUAAAAUUAUUGUAACAUCUAAACAACAGUUUCAAAAAGUAAAAAAAAAGGAUUUUAAUAACUGACAUGCUUAAACUAUAUAAUUAUAACGAAAAAGAUAAAAAUAGCAUAGAUAAAUCCUCCGUUUCAAAAAUUUACAUAAUUAUAUGACAUAACAUUCUCUACUGAACGAAAAGAAAAACAUAAACAAUGGUCAAUAGAAAGUGGAAAAAGAUAACCUGUGAUAUUGACAUUCGCCCAUUGCCUAAUAUAACAAAAUUGGAAUGAAAUGUGUGUAUGUGUGUGUGUGUAAUAAGUCUCAUUAUCUGCAGGGUGGUCAUGAAGUUCCAUUACUCCUAAUGUGUAAUUGAAAGACUCAGUAUAAGGAUGAAACAAUUUUAUAACUUAUAAGAUCCAUUUCAGAUACAAUCUUAUACUUGAACUGAUCAUCAUAAAUUAUGGAUUGACUUCAUUCUUGCUGAAUCCAUCAGUUAUCACGUUGGAGCCCCUGCUAUAUAUAAUUUAUUUUUUUAUUAUUUAAAAAAAGACAAAAUAUAAAAAAAAUAUAAAAAAUUCUAAAAAACAAAAAUAUAAAAUCCAAUCAUAACAAAUUAACAGUCUCCAUAACUUUUGUAAUGGAAAGUAACAUUGCCACACGAAGUUCUAUGAGAGGACAUUUGUAUUAUUUAUUGAUUAAAAAUAAGUGCACAAAGAGAAUAUAAGAAAAAUAAAAAAAAGUAAUAUUUAUGAGAAUGUUUAACUAUAUGAGGAGUAAAGGAAUUUUAAGACCGCCCCGUAUAAUUCACUCCGAUACUCACGUACAGUAUUUAUAUGAGUUUCCUCAGCACGAUAUCGUAACACAAUAAAUACGUUUAGAUUCUAUCGAUCCUCGUUAGAUUUUUAAUUAUGUCGAAACAGAUAUAGGCAAAGUACAUAUAUAACAGAUAUAGGCAAAGUACUGUACAUAUGCACGAUUGUACGUUCAUACACAUGUACAUAUAUGUACCCUACGAUUAACUGGGACAAAUUUAAUGUGGAUCUUUAUAACGAAUAUGUAUGGAAGAAUGCGAGCGCGGUCUUAAAUAAGACUUGUUCAAAAUUAAGCUCUCUACUGUGGUGUGUAUAUAAUCGAUAAUAUAUUUUUCUAUUGUCAAUGUA